Messenger RNA from Trichoderma atroviride IMI 206040, 382 nucleotides. The record is from RefSeq and is a predicted model, not a curated record. Lineage: Eukaryota; Fungi; Ascomycota; Sordariomycetes; Hypocreales; Hypocreaceae.
ACGGGCGUUACACAAAAAAACAUCGCAUCUGGGCGGCAACGGGGCUACGACUACGGCUACAGCUAUUGUGGCGUGACUGAUAACAAACCAAAAAAAGAUGGCUCCUCGUUCGUUGCGAGUGGGAAAAAAAACAAAAAGAAGCCAUUCACAAGGACAAGGGUGGAGGUUCCAUGUACAGCUACAACACCACCAGCCAGACGCUACAAAGAGAGUACCUACAUACAUUCAGCGAGUAAUAUGCAAGGUGGGCAUGCAGGGUCGCAACACGUGGAUUUGGGUUACCCAACGGUAUGGCUGCAACAAGCGAGUCAGGCUAUCCUCCAUAUUAUGUACAUCGAAAAACGCAAAUAAAUGAAGAGAAGCGAACGAGCGGUCCGCCUAA